This is a messenger RNA of Saccostrea cuccullata (small rock oyster), 1006 nucleotides long. RefSeq lists its product as uncharacterized. The transcript has a single exon. Gene Ontology annotation, cellular component: extracellular region. Lineage: Eukaryota; Metazoa; Mollusca; Bivalvia; Ostreida; Ostreidae. The record is from RefSeq and is a predicted model, not a curated record. Bases 57 to 896 code for a protein of 279 amino acids.
UAUUUAGAAUAGGAAGGAUAUGACUUUUCUGCUGCCAAUAAUUUAUCAAAUACACAAUGGCUGCAGAGAACGCGGAGAAGUCACAAAUAUUUUCUGAAGUUCCACAAAUUUUAACUAUCAUAAAAACAGGAUUUCGGUGGACCUAUAAAGUGGAAUGUGGGCUCAGCACGAGUCAUUUCUACGUCAGUGGAUCAAACAGCAUCAUUAAACACAUGAGUACGAGCGGAGUAUUACUGGAAGAAAUCGUAACCAAAUCCAAAAAUGUUCCUCGUUGUUUCACGGUCAAUAAAAAGGGCCAAUUGAUUUACAGUGACAGUGUAGAUCGAAGUAUCAAUAUCGUUAAAGGUCGUGAAAUCGAGCGUCUAGUAAGACUUGGGGGUUGGAAACCAAAUUCGAUCUGCAGUACGACCGCGGAUGAAAUACUCGUGGCGCUAAAAGCCGACGAUGGAGAUGAAGCGAAAGUAGUUCGUUACUCACAGUCCAAAAUGACUCAAGAAAUACAGUUCAAUAGCGAUGGACAACCUUUAUAUUUCGACCCUCAUUAUAUUGACGAAAACAAAAACUCUGAUAUAGUGGUCAGUGAUUUCGAUAAAAAGGAAAUCAUCGUGGUGGAUGAAUCAGGAAGAUACAGAUUCAGUUACCGUGGAAACCAACUGACCAAAAUGCAUGAGGAAUUUGCUCCGCGUGGUAUAACUACAGACAGCAUGUGCCAAAUUUUGAUAGCAGAUUUUGAUAAUAAUUUGAUACAUAUAAUUGAUCAGGAUGGUCAAUUUUUACGGUAUAUAGAAAAUUGUAACCUGCAUUUACCGUUGGAUCUUAGUACUAACAGUGACAAUGUACUGUUUGUUGUUGAAUAUUACAGCAACAAAGUGAAGGAAGUUAAGUAUUUGAAAUGAACCGAUAGCCAGGAUAAAAUUAUCUAAAAUAAUGUCUGUAUUUGAUGUUGUUAUCAAAGUUUCUUUGGCUUUCUGAAGGUUAAACUAUAUUUGUAAGCUAGUACAUGUAU